GACAACACUUUGAAACUUAAUCACUGCUAUAUUCCAAACUUAGCAACGAAUCAUCCCCUUAUCGUUCGGAAUCUGGGGAAUGCCUCGAAGUAUGUUAAGUCAGUGUUGCAGCUCCAUAAACUAAAGUGUCCUGAAUAGAGUCAGCUGCUGAACUAGUUCCACCACAGUUGCUGCAAUGGACUCCGUCAAUGUACGAUGGAGGAUCUGCACAUUGCUUAGCUUCAUCGGAAUCACAUUCCUAGUUUUUGCAGUAAAGCACAGCCACGACGGAUCAGGCUUCUGGAGCCCUCAGAACAUAGCCUUCGUGGCGAGACCCGCACAUGAGUCCUCCUCAGAAUCUGAUACUCGGGUCAACGACCCUCCGAGCUUCAUUGAGACGGAGAAGGAAGUGAAAGGGUUCUGGAGCCCUCAGAACAUAGCCUUCGCGGCGACACCGGCACAUGAGUCCUCCUCAGAAUCUGAUACUCGGGUCAACGACCCUCCGAGCUUCAUUGAGACGGAGAAGGAAGUGAAAGGGGACGAAGAUGAGUGUGAUAUAUUUGACGGGAGAUGGGUUUACGACCCGGGGUCGAGUCCUAUGUACAGUGGAGCACAGUGUCCAUUCCUUAGCGAUCAAGUCAGCUGCCAGAGGAACAGGAGGCCCGAUUCUCAUUACGAGAGGUGGAAUUGGGAAGGCAAUCGGUGCAACAUUCCAUGGUUUAAUGGGACAGACAUGUUGGAGAGACUCAGGGGAAAGAGAGUUGUCAUAGUUGGGGACUCCCUGAACAGGAACCAGUGGGAGUCGCUUGCUUGCCUUCUCUAUUCCUCAAUUCCUUCGUCAGAAACGCACGUCGAUGUAAGAAGCGGCACUUACAAGAUUUUCCGAGCAAAGAGCUACAACUGUUCAGUGGAGUUCUAUUGGAGCCCAUUUCUGGUUCAGCUAGAAACGAACCGCAUCAAUGGUAGCAGAGUCCUCAUGCUCGACCGGCUCUCCACCUCAGCUAGGAGAUGGAGGGGUGCCGGUGUCAUGAUAUUCAACAUGGGCCACUGGUGGGUUCACCAGGGGAAGCUCAAGUCGUGGGACUUCUUGCAGUAUAAAGGAGUGCUGAGACAGAACAUGGAGAUGGAGACCGCCUUCAAAAGGGCGAUGAGGACUUGGGCAAGAUGGAUCAAUCAGAAUGUGAAUACAAACGAGACAAGGGUCUUCUUCCGAAGCAUAUCGCCGGAACACAAAGGGCAGCGCUGGUGCCACAAUGUGACAGAACCCUCCCUCGACCGGUCCUACAAUACUUCAUUCCCCAAAUCCAUUGCAGAGAUUGCAGAGAGGACGAUACAGAACAUGAGAACACCGGUGAAGUACUUAAACAUCACGAAGCUCUCCGAGCAGAGAAAAGAUGGCCACCCGACAGUUUACACAACAAAGCAAGGGAAGCUGUUGACAGAAGAGCAGAGGAAGAAACCCGAGGUUUAUUCUGACUGCAGCCACUGGUGUCUUCCUGGGGUGCCUGACACGUGGAACCAACUUGUAUAUGCAUCCAUGGUAUUGGACAGCUCCAGAGACGGGUCUUCCUCUUCUCACACGAUUAGCUUGAAGCUGUAAUGGAUCAAAAUUCUUUCCAUUUUCUAGUGGAAAUAAAGGACAUCUUGCAAAAAUAUUCAAGCAUAGAACCAACAGUUUUUGUUGUUGCACGACCUCGA
Messenger RNA from Punica granatum (pomegranate), 1677 nucleotides. Lineage: Eukaryota; Viridiplantae; Streptophyta; Magnoliopsida; Myrtales; Lythraceae. The record is from RefSeq and is a predicted model, not a curated record.